Molecule: messenger RNA, 688 nt
Organism: Photinus pyralis (common eastern firefly)
Lineage: Eukaryota; Metazoa; Arthropoda; Insecta; Coleoptera; Lampyridae
Exons: 3
Coding region: 93-515 (140 amino acids)
Molecular function (GO): odorant binding
Source: RefSeq, a predicted model, not a curated record
GUUUAAGUUCAUGGUUCACCAAGCUGUCAGUAAUCAAGUGCGCCGUGCUCUGGUCACGAUCAUGAACAGGGUUUCAGCUGCAAGACCUCAUCAUGUUGAGACUCUCGCUUUUGUUUACGAUCUACUGCUCAAUCGAUGCGUCAUUCUAUCAUUCCGAGAAACCGACACUGGACGCGCUGGAGCUCUGGCAUUGUACCACGGAUGCCAUAAACGAUACUUGCGUGCAGUCCUCGGGAGCCGAUCGCGAUCAAGUCCAGCUGCUUUGGUCGGACCUGAUGUACUCCGAAACUAGAAACUUGAAGUGCUACCUUGCGUGUAUGUACAAAAAUGUCGAUUUCAUGAACAGCCAUGGCGAGCUGGUGGGACCCACGAUAGUGCAGGAGAACGAGAAUCUCAUCACCAUGGAGGAAUUCGAGCUAUGCGAUGAUGUCGCAAAGCGUAUCGCCGACCAAUGCGAGAAAACGUUUGAGUUCUCAUAUUGUCUUACCCAUACUAAUCACACUAAUCACAAAUAGAAGCAUCUUAGGGGGCCCUUUUGUAUUUUACAGCCUUGCGUUUUAUUCCAGAAUAUUGAGUUAAAUAUGUAUCGUAUGGAAUAUAAAUAAUGACGUAACCUCUUGGGAUCCUUACUGUUAAUAUAAAUAGUAUUGAAUGUAUCAUUUUUCCAAUCAAUUGAAGUCACACCCCU